AGAAGCAGCCGGUUUGAGGACGCCUAUAGAAAGCGCGCGAGCCUGCCGCACCCCGCGCGCUCCUCCUGUGCGGACUGAUACAUGUCACAGCCACUCUUGAACACCGGAAGCAUAAAGAAGUCCCAGCUCAGGUGAAGGAGGAGGACUUUUGCUGCGACUUUCUUUUUAAGGAAAACUUUGAGUGAAUCUCCAUAGAAGAUUCACAGAAGAAGGGCCGUGCUUUUCUUUUCUUUGUAAAUUUCUCGUCUUGCUCGGUUAGUCUUUGCUCUGAAACUAAGGGCUCAGGUGUGAGAGUUGCACCGGAUAUUUGCCUUCGUUCCUCUGAACAGGCUUUAAGGAGGACGACUGAAAACGUGGAUGCGCAGCAGCAGAUGGCUAAUGCAGAACAUCCUACAGUCCUGAUCUGUUGACGUGAUGAGGUGCAUGUUUCUGCUCCGUCAAAGAGGGCCAGUCUCCGUACCACCCUAAUCUUGCCCUGCUGCCCCAAAGCCUCCAUCUUCUCUGUCCUCUUCUGCUCCUCCUUGAUCCAGCAGCCACCAGAGACGUUAGCUUGAUGAACCAAACAAUGGAGGUGUGCGCCGCAAACCGCACCGUCAAAUUUUACUAUGAACAUAGUGGCAAGAACAUUAGUGACCACUGGCGCAAACGUGACUAUGUGGUUGUUACCCUGGGCUUGACGGUUUGCAUCAUUGUUAUCCUUUCCAACCUACUGGUUAUGGGAGCCAUCUUUAAAAACCGCCGUUUUCAUUUUCCCAUCUACUACCUGCUGGCAAAUCUGGCUUUGGCUGACUUUUUUUCAGGUAUCUCAUACCUCCACUUGAUGUUUCACACCGGGCCCUGGACCAUUAAGCUGUCCGUUCAGCAGUGGUUUGUGCGGCAGGGGUUGAUUGACACCAGCCUCACAGCCUCGGUCCUCAACCUUCUGGCGGUGGCUGUGGAGCGCCACCAAACCAUCUUUAAAAUGCAGCUGCACAGUGAGAUGAGCACCCGUCGGAUUUUUGUCAUCAUCGUGUUCAUCUGGUUAGUGGCCAUCAUCCUGGGCCUGAUUCCUUCAAUGGGCUGGCACUGCCUGUGCGACUUAGAACAGUGCUCUACCAUGGCGCCGAUGUACAGCCGCAGAUACCUAGUGUUCUGGGCCAUUCUCAACUUGCUGACCUUCACCAUAAUGGUGGUGGUCUACAUCCGGAUCUUUCUCUAUGUGAGGCACAAGAGCAAGCAGAUGUCACAGCACACAAGGGAAGUCCGUCACAAAGAGACUGUGGUUAGUCUGAUGAAGACCGUCUCCAUGAUCUUAGGCUUUUUUGUGAUCUGCUGGACACCCGGGCUCGUGGUGCUGCUGCUGGAUGGCCUGGACUGCGAGAAGUGCAACGUGCUCCGCUACGAGAAAUACUGCCUGGUUCUAGCUGAGUGCAACUCCUUCGUCAACGCCAUCAUCUACUCCUUCAGGGACAAAGACAUGAGGAAAACCUUCAAGGAGAUCCUGUGCUGCAUGUCCAAUCGAAGCGGCAAUCAAGGCGGCACCUCCGAGGUUUACUUUAACAACACAGAGCAUGAGGUACUGUCUGAGAGCAAUGGCGUAGUUGGGAGCAGGCGGAAGCUAAACAACCACUUCCACUAAGUAUCAGUUCACUGAAAUCACAUUGAUGGGACAGGAUCUGAAAACUAAUGAGGUGGUUUCACAACUUCUGGAAAGGCAGCUCGACUUUUCUCAUUGCUUUCCCACCACAGUGUCAGAUGUGUGAACAUUUAUUGGAACAGAAAAUCUUUCAAACAAGUUAUAUGAAUAGAAUAUUAAUGAUACGAUUUAUAGAAUGUAAUCAAUGUAUUUUAAAGCUUGGUGUGUGUUAAUAUUUGAAUUAUAAACCUUAUAAAGGGUCAUUGGUCUAAAUGCUUUAGAGCAUCAAAGUAUCUAGAUCUGCAGAGUUCAAAAAUCAAAUGAGUUACUGUAUUUUCCGCUCCAUAGGGCUCACCGGAUUAUAAAUUGCACCGUUAAUGAAUGGUAUAUAUACAUACAUGCAUACAUAUAAACAUAAACACACACACGCAUAUAUAUGUAUAAAUGUAUAUAUACACACACACACACACACACACACACACACACCCAUACAUAUAUACAUAUAUAUACAUACAUACUUAAGGCGCACCAAACUAAAAAGGCUCAUUUAAUGAGAUAGGUCAGAGGUAAGUUUGUCAGUCGGUCAGACUUUAUAAAUUGCGAUCACAGUAACUAAAACUUGUUUGUAAUACGCUACAUGUUUGCUACGUUACAGACAUUAUCCUCGUUAGCAUUUUCCCAAUACUUGUAACUCCUAACUCUGUUAGCAACACAUAAAAAAACACACUAUCCUAUCUUACACUGCUACACGUUAGCCGUGUUGGCGUAUUCACAAAAACGCCCUAACUUGUUUUGAACUUGUAAAAAAUACAAACUGACAUUUUGACAGAGUGUCUUGUAUCUCAUCAGUAAACCCAACCAGAACUAAUCCAUUUAUAUGAGGCUCUGGAUUAUAAAGCGCACUGUCGUUUUUGUUUUGUUUUCUCACCUUGUAGUGCGGAAAAUACAUUAGGUAUAAAAGCCACAUUUUUGUGUCUUAAAUCAUUAAAAAAAACACCACAGAAUUAGUUGAUGGCUAUUUUACCAAAUAACUUAAAAUUAAGCGUGCUUUCACUCAAUGGCUCUUUGAAUGGCUUUGUGAUGCCCCAAAAUUCGACUCUAAUUUGCUCUGGUCUGCUUUUACAGCACACUAGUGAGAGUGGACCUAACUGUCUUGAAACAUUUUUAUAUUUAGCUGCUCAUUUUGCAGCAUUAAUGCAUUGAAAAGCUCUGACAGGAAAACAUUAAAGAAGGAAGUCCGUUUUAUUUUAGUCUAUGUAGAACUUUUACCAUUAAGACAGUUGGGUAUCAUUUUAUCAAUCUUUGUUUUUACUUGUGCUAAGCAGCUUUUUUUGUUCUAUUUCAGAUUAAAAUGCAGGGCACUUAAAUUAACCUCUGGUUAUCUUCUGCUCUUAAGUCUGUUAACUAGUCCGUUUCUAUUCACGCUGUUGCUUGAACGACACCAUAGUCUGUACAUGACCCUUCAGAUGCCCCACAUUUUAUUUGUUCAGAUUUGACCAGAGUUCAGAUGCAAAUACAAACCAACAGCAGUGUCAAAGCGCCUUUAAUUGACACUAUAAAACGGUUUGACCUGUGAGUACAUUUUGUAGAAUUUGCAAAGCUGAAUAUUUACUGCCAUAAGUUUUAGUGAACAGUUCCUUCAUCGUUCCAAGUAUCUUUCACAGUUAAAUUGCCAAAAAAUACUGGAAGCAUCAAUGAGUUUGUGUCAGCAGAGGUUUUUAUUAGCGUACCUACUCAAUCGCUUCCUUUCUGUUAGUUAUUGCUUAUAGAAAAAAAAAAAAAAAAAAACUCCCUACAUGACAGAUGAUAGUUUCACAGUGGAAGUUGGUAUUUUCAUUUAAAAAAAAAGGUGACAUGUGUGCAUAAAUCCAUUCUUCUACUUUAGUUGUACAUUUGCCACCUUCUGCAUUUAUUGUUUUUUGGAAUGCAUUCUUUGCACCUGUUGGUGUUUUUUAAACAUUUGUUCAUCUUAGGAAAAGCAGAUAUCAUAAGCUUUGCUCCAUUGAAAUUAAGACAUGACUGAGCUCGGUAUGAGAUCAGCACCACUCCAUUUUAACGGUGCAAACUGUGCUUUAGCACUAGCCUUAUUGGAUGUCUGCUCUUUACUGUCUUUUUGUUGUGCUUUUGCUGUCUGGUUUUAAGACUGCACUGAGGAGGUGGUGGGGGGGGGGGGGUAAAUGAUGUGGUUGUAAAUGUACAGACGUGUGUAUACCUAGCACAGCACACUGUGGUUUGAGAAUCUGUCAAUCAAAACCAACUGUUCACUUUCAGUCCCAGCAUUUCCUUUACUGUAAAAAUUCUGAGACCUGUAUUUUUGCAAAAAAGUCCGUUCAGUGGCUCUUUUACCAUUUCAAUGUUCGAAGCUUUCGUACAGUGCAGCCAGCCUUUUUUGCCUCUGUAAGCACAGAAUUUAGAUUCUUUCAUUUCAAGAUUUUGCCGCCCAACAAAGCGUACACACGUCAUGAAGUGAACAUCCCAAACAAGUGUGCGAUCAUGAAGACUGUGUGUGAGCAGCUACAAAAGGUUGUGACUGGUUCUUCCAAAACUUUGCAACCAUCCAACUCUAAACUUAUCCGAAAGCUCUCAUCCCACCGUUGUCAUUCAAAAUGGACUUUAUUCUGACAGCUCUACUUCCUGAGCAUUUUGUUGAGCUUGCAUGCGUGCUGACAGCAGCUCGCUGCUCUCACACUCGCGUGCUCACAUAAACUCAUACAUGUGUAUGCUAAUAAAGCCAAGAUGACAAACUUCUCAUGCUGCAUAUUUUUUCUCAACAUCAUUGGGUGACCUUGAUCAAACUCCACUGGGCUCAUAAAAACAAGCCUUCAAUGACCCUCGCGCUGUAAACAAGCCACUUUAUUUAGAAAAGAAAAAAAAAAAAAUUGGAAUUACCCAAAUUCCUGAAAUCAUUUGGUUGCCUGAUGCGUUUUGAUACAUUUCUGCAUCCUCAGUGCAGUCUGUGUGUGUUGGAUUUGUCCCCGUCUUUGCUGAACAGUGUUAAAUCAGUCCAGAUGUGUGCUGGCGCUUUAAUCAGGCGGAGCUUUUACCACAUUUCCUCUAAUUUGCUGCUCUAGCACAAGCAUGUGCCGAAAAUCACAAACACUCGCCGGAAGUGCAGUCACAAGCUACAUGUGUGUGUGUUUGGGGGAGCAUUUCUGAAUCACAGCUGUGAUGCAUAGAAAACAUGUUUUUCUAUGAAUUGAAUGUUUUGGCUUUGAGAAUGAGGCUUGGAGAGGGCAGGAAUGCAGGCUUGUGUGCUUUACUGUGGUUUGGAGUCAAAGUUUUCAAGAAAGAAGACACAAAAUCGAUUGUAAAAGUAAAUUCAAAUCAAAAAUUUAGGAAGAUAAAUGUACAUUUCAGUCUAAUCGUAUGUGCUUGAAUUUUAAAAAUUGAGAAUGUUUUAUUUUUUUAUAUUUUGUGUUUUAGGGAAAUUAGAAUGAUCUGUGGUGCAUUUUUGUACAUAACCUGUUUUCUUCCAAAAAAAUAAAUAAUAAAAGCACAAUAUGACUACA
Oryzias latipes (Japanese medaka) is the source of this 5124-nucleotide messenger RNA. The record is from RefSeq and is a predicted model, not a curated record. Lineage: Eukaryota; Metazoa; Chordata; Actinopteri; Beloniformes; Adrianichthyidae.